Messenger RNA from Telopea speciosissima, 1155 nucleotides. Its product is annotated as F-box protein SKIP28-like. Bases 23 to 1138 code for a protein of 371 amino acids. NCBI's taxonomy places the organism in Eukaryota, Viridiplantae, Streptophyta, Magnoliopsida, Proteales, Proteaceae. The transcript has 2 exons. The record is from RefSeq and is a predicted model, not a curated record. Gene Ontology annotation, cellular component: cytoplasm. Gene Ontology annotation, molecular function: protein binding.
UCAAGUGUUGAUUCUACACUUCAUGGAGAGUCCUCAAUUUGAUGAAAAGGAAAACCAUGAAAUUGAGACUCUCUACGAUUCUCAAUCUGAAAAUGGUAGUGAUACUAAGUUUGUUGUUGUUGUUUUCUUAUUGAUUUCUAUGGGUAUUUUCACCGCUGAGGAAUUGAUUGAAGAUCUUUGCUUCCUUCCAGCUCAUAUAGAAGAAGCCGUCGAACCAGGGGAACCCCACGAAGUUCUGUUCUUGGUCCUCGCUUACCUACAAUUACGGGAACGCCUUUUAAUGAUGGGGGUCUGUAAAUCGCUCAGAGACGCCGUUAAUAACGAUUUGUUGCUUUGGCUGGAUAUCGUCGUCGAACCACCUUUGAGUUACCGUCUUUCCAAUGAUGCCCUGUUGAAGAUUACGUCUAAGGCGCAUGGCAGAUUGAGAACUUUGUUUCUGAGUAGUUGUGGAGAGAUAACAGAUGAUGGACUGCAGAGGGUAAUAGUGAGAAACCCUCGUAUCAACAAGCUGUAUGUACCUGCAUGCACUAGCUUAACAGCUAAUGGCAUUGUGACAAUAGUAAAGAUCCUGACUCAGAAAAAUCAAGAUUUGAAGGACCUGAGGUUGCACGGUAUGUUUGGCAUAAUGAAACAACAUAUUGAAACUAUCCUCAGUUGUCUCAAGGUGCAAAAUGAGGACCUGAAGCAGCCUAUAUCAUUUCUUUAUCACAGACGCUUUUCUCUACUAAGCCAUUUGGACGCCACUCAUCCAAUUGAUGUCAAUGUUUGUCCAAAGUGCAGCUGUGUGAAUCUGGUGUAUGACUGCCCAAGGGAGAGUUGCAAGUGGAAGAGGGAAUACCCACUGCUUGAAUGUCGAGGAUGUUACCAUUGUGUCCCAAGGUGCGAUGAGUGUGGUGGAUGUAUCGAGUUGGAUGAGCUUGGGGAUACUGUGUGCAGGGAUAUCUUGUGUUCAGACUGCUGGCUAAGGCUCCCGAAAUGCAACCUUUGUAACAGACCCUAUUGUAACCUACAUGCUAAUCGCCAAAUGUUUCUGUCAGACAAUACUGGAUUUAUAUGCGCCAGUUGUCAUAUGUCCCCUCCAAGAAGUCGGGAUUGGUUGUUAUUGGAGCUUGAAGAAUAUAUGAUGAGGGAUUACUAAACAUGAAUGAAAUAGGU